Molecule: messenger RNA, 196 nt
Organism: Sphaeroforma arctica JP610
Lineage: Eukaryota; Ichthyosporea; Ichthyophonida
Exons: 1
Biological process (GO): mRNA splicing, via spliceosome
Cellular component (GO): U2-type catalytic step 1 spliceosome
Source: RefSeq, a predicted model, not a curated record
AUGCGGUGUAUCACGUGUGGUGUCUACAUAUACAAAGCCACCAAAUUCAAUGCCAGGAAGGAGACGGUUGAAGGUGAGGAGUAUCUGGGGAUUAAAAUCUUUCGGUUUUACAUCCGUUGCCCAAAGUGUCAUCAGGAGAUCACAUUCAAAACAGACCCGGAAAAUGCCGAUUAUGUGCCGGAGAAUGGCGUAACAC